Oryza sativa Japonica Group (Japanese rice) is the source of this 3158-nucleotide messenger RNA. RefSeq names its product hyphally regulated cell wall protein 3. Lineage: Eukaryota; Viridiplantae; Streptophyta; Magnoliopsida; Poales; Poaceae. The record is from RefSeq and is a predicted model, not a curated record.
GAGCAUAUAUUAAGAAGUUUAAGGGCUAAUGUGUAAAAUCUAUAAUUGGAGUAGGUGGGGUCACAGAUUUAUUGCCAUUAUCAUUGAAGUCUUUUUAAAAAAGUAUAGAUACCUGUGUGCAAUAUGAACAGGAAAUAAAGGCACUCUCUCUAUUUCUAAUUUGACAGAAAACAUCCAAGGAAAUCUUGCAAAUUUCAUACUAUUAGAUUGCUUUAAGAUUUGUGUGAUACCACAUAAGCCUAACUUCUCUCAUCCCUCCUCACUCCACCAUUGCCUCGACUCAUGCAUCGCCAUUCACCGCUGCUCGAUUCCUUUACUCUUAUACCUUCGCCACUACCCGGUCUCACCGGCUAGCUAGUAGGCAUGAGCGAGGCCCUUCGAUUGACCUCCUCAUCCUCUUCCCCUGCUUUCUUUGUCUUUCUCAAACAGGUUACGACGAGGUGCCUUUGUCCCGCCGGUGGCUUCCCACCACUUAGACACCACCUCCUCACCGCAAGCUUUGGUUCGCCCUAGCCACCAAUACCGGUCCAUCUCGCUUUUCUCAAUCUCCAUAGCUUUGGCAUCGUCCACCUAUAUCCACCACUUCCUACAUCCAUCCCUCUAAGCCUAGCUUGACCUCCUCUCUUCUCCCUCCCACCCCAGACCCAACCCAGGAUUGAAUUGUCGCUGAUGUCCAUACGCGCGUGAACACUCCACAUCAGCCUUUUCGAAGACGAAAGCAUCCAGGCGUGUUGUUUAUGUUCUAAAAAAAAAAGAAAAAAAAAGAAAGGCGUGUUGUGUAUGUAUCCGAAGUAGGAUGGCACCUUUUGGCUUCAACGACCCUGACUCAAUUCAAGCGCAUAUCAAAUGCACAAGAACCGAGCGCAGGGGACUCCGACUCGGACUCCGAGUCUGUCACGUAUAGCCGACCAUAAAUAGCCGCCGCGCUCCUCGUCUCGUCCUUCCCCCACUUCUCUCCCAUCCUCCAUCGCACUCACUCCUCACCUCGAUCCAUCUGCGCCUGCGCGGGCCUCCCCCUCCCAUCUCCAUCUCCCGCGGAUUCGCGAAGCGCCUCCCAUCUUCAUCUCCUCCCCCGCGCCGCGGACCUCACGCGGCCUACGCGCUGUGCGACAUGGCGCCCCGUGGGCGCCGCCUGACGGAGCAGAUCCACUCGGAGCACCAGGUGGUCGCCGCCCUCCUCGACAAGGCGGAGGCCUUGGUAAUGGCGGCCCGCGCCAAGGGCGCCCAUGGCGGCGCCGCGGCGGCGGGGGAGCAGCACCCCGAUCACCCUAGCCGCGGCAAGAAGAGCGGUCGUUUCUUGCGCCGCCAGGAGACCCCACCGGAGGCCGCCACCGCGAUCGACGGGGAUGUCUCUCCCCCCGAGAAGAGGAGGAAGACGACGGCCGCGAGCCCGAUCGUGGAGGUGGAGGUUGAGGUGAUCGAGCCGACCAUGCCCAAGGCGCAGAGGGACCGCCUCUACGGCCUCCUCGCCUCGCUGUCGGCGGACACGCCAUUGCCGCCGCACAUCGUCGGCCUGAUGCGAAGCCAAUGCUGCUGCGUCGUGGACCCUAACGGCGAAGAGAUGGAUGUCGAUCUUAGCUCCGCGAAGGAUGCUGCCUUGUUCCAGUUGCUGAACCUGCUCGUGGAAUUCGCUCAACAGCAGACCACCAAGAUUAUUGAGGAGCAAGAACCGCCCAAGAUCGAGGCAUCCGACGCCACCAGCAGCUCGUCGAUCUGCGACCUCCUCGAGGACGGUGAGAUAGCCGAUGAGGGUGCGGCCAUGGGCAUGGACAUCUGCGGCGGCGUCUCUCCCCUCAUCGUGGACAGUGCUCAGCUCUUGCCACUUCCGAAGCAACAAGAGGAUGACGAGUUGAUCGACAUCUAUGGUGGCGUCUCCCCUGUAUCAGUCAACAACUUCCCUGAUUCUCCUCGUUCGAGCAGCAGCAGGAGCGACUCCUCAUCAUCCUCCAGCUCUAGCAAUGGCUCUGGCUCCUCCUCAUCUUCCAGCAGUGGCGCCUCUUCUGGAUCAUCAUCCUGCGCCGGUUCAUCCUCCUCGUCGUCGGGAAGUGACACCGACGCCGACGCCGACAGUGCGAGCAACAGGCCAGACACCACCACAGAUCAUCCCACCGAAGCUGAGGUGAAGCCAAUGGUGGAGCACGAGGUCAUGGAGCAAGACAAGAAGCUGACCACUGAGAGGGCAGCAGCAUCUCCUGCAUCUCAGCUCUGCAUCACGGACAUGGGCAUAGACAUCUGCGGCGGCGUCUCUCCCCUGGUCGUGGACAAGGCUCAGUUCUCGCCGCUCCCGAAGCAGCAACAGGAGGAUGACGAGUUGAUCGACAUCUGUGGCGGCAUCGACUCCCCUGUAUCGGUCAGCAAGUUCCCUGAAACUCCUCGCUCGAGCAGCAGCGACUCUUCCAGCAGUUCAUCUUGCAGCGGUUCAUCCUCCUCGUCGGAAAGAAACGACAGUGCGAGCAGCAGGCCAGACACCACCGCUGAUCAUCCCACCGAAGCUGAAGUGAAGCCAAUGGAGGAGCAGAAGCUGAUCAUUGAGAGGGCAGCAUCUCCUCACACUGAGAUGCAGGAGCUGAUCACUGAGAGGGCAGCAUCUCCUCACACUGAGAUGCAGGAGCUGAUCACUGAGAGGGCAGCAUCUCCUCGCACUGAGAUGCAGGAGCUGAUUGCAAGGGCCCAGGAGAGGCAGAAACUCCAGCGUGAGCUCGAGAGAGAGGCAGCGCGUGAGCUCGAGAGAAAGGCGGCGCGUGAGCAGCUGCAGGAGAUGAAGAGGACGGCGCAGCCGGUCUUCGACAUCAUCGAUCCCAGAGACAUGAAGCAGCUGGGGAUCUCCGGCGAGGCGCAGUACAUUGUCAGCCCGGUGAAAUCUAGGGACAGCCUGCGUCGCCGUGGAGGCGGCCUGCUACAGAGGCUUGGCUUCUUCCUGAAAGCAGAGUUUUGAUGAGCUAGAGCAGAGUAGGAAUAGGACCAUGAUCUCGUCUGUUUCUGCUGUCUGUUCGAUUCUUUGGUUGCUUGUCAAGCCUGCUUUGAACCUUAGAAAUCUGUUUAAUGUAAUUUACUUGAAGCCAUUGAUUUAUUUGCAGCCAACUUGUGCUGGCAGUAGCCCCAUCAUAUGUAUACUGUACAUUAUUCUGAUGAUAUAUGAAUGUGAUAUGAUUUGUCUU